CUUCUUUAUGGCAAUUAUACGUUUUGUAAGAUGCAAUAUCUAAAACAAUGGGAAUCUGCUUUGCACCGGAAAUAUAAACCUUUAAACAAUAACUUAACUUCCACUGGAAUUUGGCAUAUUGAAAAACAUAAAGUAGUUUUAAAAAAAACAAUUGGGAAAGAAAUUCACAAUAUGGGCUGCUUUUGUAAUGGGAGUCGGGAAUUAGAAAUUGAGGAGGCUCUAUAUUUGCUAGAAAAGCGUGAUCUACAGAUUACUAAAUCCGAGAACGAGCUUCUUACAGUUCCUGAAGCUUAUCACUUAUUGUUGCAGUCGAUUUCCUUAGAAUCAUACCAGACUUAUACUUACCUUAAACGUCAAGGCUUUCACCUUUUUCGAUCUAAAUAUAGAAGGACAAGUUCUUUAAAGACUUGCCACUCCGUUAGUUUGAUUCCUUUUAACCUAAAAAGUUUUUCUUUAGAACGACCUAAAGCAAGUCUUAUUUCCUUUCACGAAACGCCAACUGAAAACUUAAAUCAAACGGAUGAUCUUAAGAUAGUCUGUUUCGAUUGGGACGUUUAUAAACCGGAUAAACGAUUUUCAAAGAAAAGGGCAACCUUGCCGGACUUUGUUAUAAAAGUUUUUAAAAGCUCUGACCCCGUUCCUCAAUUUUCUGAGUGUUCCUACGAGAUGUUUGACACUGAGCGACCAGAAGAAAAAGUAAAAGUGAAGUAUGCCUGCAUUGAAGCAGGAGAAGUGGUCUUUUAUUCCGUGGCCUAUCAUACAGAAUGUCUGCCAUAAGCUUUCUUUUGGAGAGCGCCUUCCACAAAAUAAAAUAUGCCACGAACAAGGACUGUACCCCCUUGUCGCGAUCGUUAAUUACCAUUGAAGCGCAGUUAGUGUUUACAAAAACAUUAUUUUUUAAAUCUUUUACUUUUCUUCUUUACGACGAACCUCUUCGGGUCUUUCCCGGCAUUUUUAUUGGU
This is a messenger RNA of Zophobas morio, 962 nucleotides long. RefSeq lists its product as uncharacterized. The record is from RefSeq and is a predicted model, not a curated record. The coding region runs from base 31 to 777 and encodes 248 amino acids. The transcript is spliced from 9 exons. Gene Ontology annotation, biological process: tRNA-type intron splice site recognition and cleavage. NCBI's taxonomy places the organism in Eukaryota, Metazoa, Arthropoda, Insecta, Coleoptera, Tenebrionidae. Gene Ontology annotation, cellular component: tRNA-intron endonuclease complex.